This is a messenger RNA of Symbiodinium sp. CCMP2456, 678 nucleotides long. Lineage: Eukaryota; Dinophyceae; Suessiales; Symbiodiniaceae. The record is from the annotation of a GenBank genome assembly.
AUGGGCGUGGCAUGCUCUGCCUUUGUCCAAGACAAAGUGGAGGAUGUGGAAACUUGCUCGAUCAAGAGCGCAGGAGUAGGCCUGGAGUCCGAGCCACUUUGGAAGCAGAUGGCACAAGCCCAGAUUGAGUCACAGAAGGCUGCAGAGGCGGUACGUCCAGAAGUGCAAAGGCUUCUUGCAGAGCGUGCAGCUGCACGACAAGCUGCAGUAAAGCAAGCCGAAGCCGAUCGUAAAGCUGCAGAGGCCAAGUUGAAGGAACUGGAGAGACUUCAACGGGAGAAGGACGGGGAUGAGGCAGCGGCCAAGAAAGAACAAGAGGAGACCAAGAAGGCUGCUCAGGUGCCAAGCAGCAAAGCAAAGCCCAAGGCGAAAGCUCAAGGUUCUUCCUCGAAGCCUGCAGCUCCGAGUCGGCCUGCGAAGCUGACCAAGGAUCAGGCCAAAGACGCGCUCAAUCGAGCUGUUGCGAUUUUCGACAUGCCGGAGAACCGGCGAAAACUGCAAGAGGCUGCUAGCAGCUGCGGUGGUGACGAUGCCAAAAAGAUGGCAGUAUUGAUGCCUUUGGUGCAAGGAAUGCUCAAGGAUCUUCUGGAGUCUCACGGCUUCACGGGCGAAAAGAUCUUGCAUGCCGUCAUGCAGAUCUCGACCCAUGCGCAAGGAGACAAGAAGAAUCCUUGCUGA